This is a messenger RNA of Sphaerodactylus townsendi, 2636 nucleotides long. RefSeq names its product solute carrier family 4 member 1 adaptor protein (gene SLC4A1AP). The coding region runs from base 33 to 2054 and encodes 673 amino acids. The record is from RefSeq and is a predicted model, not a curated record. The transcript is spliced from 13 exons. Gene Ontology annotation, molecular function: mRNA binding; protein binding. NCBI's taxonomy places the organism in Eukaryota, Metazoa, Chordata, Lepidosauria, Squamata, Sphaerodactylidae.
CGGGGGUCAAUUUGAAGAACGGAAGCUUAAAAAUGGCGGACGCACCGGAGAAGCAGGGGAGCGGGUGUGAAGAUUUCAAGAAGCCGACUCUCCCCCGUCUUUUCCCUGCUCGAGAGAAGGAGGCGACGGAGGCAGCGCUUCGGCCCCCACAAGGGCCUACCUCGGGCCCCUCUCCGCCUCCGCUGCCCCUUCGGUACCAGGAGCCUCCCUGGGGAGGUUACCCGGCAGAAGAGGACUCUUCGGUCUACAGUCUGGAGACGGUGAAGGACGGCGCGGUGCUGGGCAGCCUGGGACUGGGCGGCCGAAGCUGGCUGUUGGUAGGCCGGGUUCCCAGCUGCGACCUGUCCCUGGCGCAUCCGUCGGUGUCGCGGCACCAUGCUGUACUCCAGCGCCGCCCGCCGCCGCCUCCCACCCACGGGGAGGAACCACCACCAGAAGGCCCCGAGCCCGGGCUCUACGCCUACGACUUGGACAGCGCUCACGGGACCUUCCUAAACAAGGCCCGCAUCCCGCCCAGGACCUACUGCCGCGUCCGGGUGGGCCACGUCCUGCGGUUUGGGGGAAGCAGCCGCCUCUUCGUGUUGCAGGGCCCAGAGGAGGAUCAAGAGCCUGAAUCAGAACUUACUGUAACCCAGAUAAAAGAACUUCGCAAGCAGCAACAGGCAACACUAGAGAAAACGAUGCUGGGUGAUGAUUCUGAUGAAGAAGAUAAAAAAGAGAAGGAUGAAAAGAGAAGUGAAAACAGUUGGAGUAAUGAUUUGAGUUGCUCCUGGGGAAUGGGGGAAGAUGCAGAGGAAGAAGAGGGUGAAGAAAAUCCAAUUGCAGUUGAGUUUCAGGAAGACCAAGAAGCCUUUUAUUUGAAAGACCCUAAGAAGGCAUUGCAAGGUUUUUUUGACAGAGAAGGUGAAGAACUUGAAUAUGAAUUUGAUGCCCAAGGAACUGGCACCUGGCUGUGUAGGGUAAAGCUACCCAUAGAUGAUGUUUCAGGGAAGCAACUUGUGGCAGAGGCUAUUCAUUCUGGAAAGAAAAAAGAAGCAAUGAUCCAGUGUUCAUUGGAAGCUUGCAGGAUACUAGAUGCUAGGGGUGUGCUGCGGCAAGAGGCAGUGUCACGGAAAAGAAAAGCAAAGAAUUGGGAAGAAGAAGACUUCUAUGAUAGCGAUGAUGACACAUUCCUUGAUCGGACAGGAGUUAUUGAGCAGAAAAGACUAAACCGAAUGAAGAAAGCAGGGAAGAUAGAUGAGAAACCAGAAACAUAUGAUUCUUUGGUUUCAAAAUUAAGUGCAACUGAGAGAGAGCUCUCUGAGAUAGCAGAAAAGCUGAAAUCAGCAAGGACAGUGCAAUCCCAGUCAGCAGCUCAGGAUUCUUUGGAUGAAUUUAUGACUGAAAUAAAAUCAGGAGGUGCCCUAGACAGUGUGGCACGUAAAAAACUUCACUUGCGGACCUUCGAGCUGAAGAAAGAACAGCAGCGUUUGAAAGGUUUAAUUAAGAUUGUUACUCCUGCAUCGUUGCCUGAGCUGAAAUCUCAAACUGGGAGUCAAGAUUUGGUAACUGAAAACAAGCCCAGAAAGCUAACUUUACCCCUAUUUGGCGCAAUGAAAGGGGGAAGCAAAUUCAGACUGAAAACUGGGACUGUUGGGAAGCUACCUGUGAAGCGUCCAGAUAUUCCUGUAAACCUAUUAAAUAUGAAGGAUGAGGGGCCAGAGGAGGAGGAGGAAGAAGAAGAAGAAGCAGAAAUAAAGGCAUCAAAACAAGUCGCACAAAAAUCACGGACUGCAGUACAACCAACGCUUCAGCCAGAAAGUCUCCCACCUGGUUCUUACUCACACAGCAGCAAAGAUGCACAGUUAAUUCCUGAGGGAGUAAGUCCUCUGUCUGAGCUUGUGAGUGAAGAUGGAAAAGUAUCAGAGAACAACUCUCCAAAUGAUGAAUUGCAAAAGAAGUCACAAAGAUCUGAGAAGCUUGCAGAAAAGCCCAAGAAUAAGAAAGCUGAUGCCGCCAGUAGGAAACAAGUUUUCAAAAUGUCCCCGCAAAGCCAUCAGAAAGUGAGGGAGUGAUCGAAGUUCGGGAGCAUGCCAGUGGAAAAAUCCUAAAUACCAGUCGGCCGCCGGCCCAUCUAAUAGAGCACUCACUUCAUGAACCCUCUCUGCCUCACUAGCGUAGUUACCCCCAUGGUCCUGCUUAUAAGCAUCAACUUGGACCAGGAAAUAGGGCAAACAAUCAGGGGUGCCAUCAGAUUGAACCUUCAGGUCUCAGUCCCAAGCUGGAACUGAGCGGGACCAAUGGGGUUGCUCUCUGCAGCCCGACUUCUAACCUAUUCAGCUGCUCCAGCCCGGGCCUGCAGCGACUCCACUUCUUGAUGGAGCUGACGAAUCACAGCCUGGUAUUCCUUCUUCUCCUGGUUCCACUGGUCAGCCUCCUGCCUCGAGAUACCCGUGGCUCUCGAGGGGUCAGAGUCUGAGUAGUAAUCAUCAGCCAGUUCCAAUUUUUUUCUUUUCCUCCACGCCACGCUUUUCCCGUGCUCAGAGCGUGGUUCCAAAGGCUCCUUCUCAGGGUAAUACAGUUCCUCAGAAGUUAGUCCCGAAGAGAAUCCACAGAUCUGGGUCACCUCCAUGCUCCGCCUAACUUCACUAGUGGUG